This is a messenger RNA of Leptopilina heterotoma, 4450 nucleotides long. RefSeq names its product neurotactin (gene Nrt). The coding region runs from base 264 to 2435 and encodes 723 amino acids. The transcript is spliced from 7 exons. NCBI's taxonomy places the organism in Eukaryota, Metazoa, Arthropoda, Insecta, Hymenoptera, Figitidae. The record is from RefSeq and is a predicted model, not a curated record.
GGGGUAGCAAGUUGUUUCACCUUUCUUUCACCGUGGUUGUGUGGUGCAUCAUAUUCGCGCGCGUCAGUCUAUAUUUAAUUAAGUGUUGUACUUGGCGUCUAUAUGUAUUUUUCUGUAUAAAAAUUAUUUUCCAUUUCUCUCGUUUUGAAUGCAUUUUCAAUUUAUUUAUAACAAAUUAAUCAACAGUUUCUUUAUGUUAUAAUUGUUUUUCUUUAAUAAAAAAAGGAGAGCAUUAUUAGGAUACAUAAGACCAAGCCGCAAAAAUGAGUCAAACGGCGGAGGACCACGAGCAAGAAAAAAAUGUCGAUAAAAAGGAAACAGCUGAAGAAGAACGAGAAAAAAUGUUAAAUGCAGAAAAUACUAAACAUACAAGCAAAACGCCUGCAUCUGACAUGGAGAUUGAGGAGACUAACCAUAAGCGUAAGAUUCCUAUUGGUGGUAUCAAGAUGCCAGGAUUUUGUCGAAGCAAAAGCAAGGAAAACACUAAGGAUGACAAUGUAAAAUCUUCUGAUAAAGCUAAUGCCGAAAGUGGAUUAGCGAUUUCAAAAGAUAAGGAACAAAAUCAGGAGGUUUCGACAAAUGCUGAAAAAGAAACCAAAGAAAAGGAAUCAAGUAGAGGAAUAUUUCGUGCUAUGAAAUUACCAUUAGCUUCAGUAUUUCCUCGAAAGAAGAAGGAAACUGGAGAACAUGACAUUGUUGGCUUAGCCAGCGUAGAGACACUUGGCGAUGUUGAGGCGAAUGCGAAAGUUCCUGCCGGAGAUGAGUCUGGCAUGGAAACUGUUCGUCUUGAUGGAAACGCCUUUAAUCCUGACGAUCCACCUAAACCACAUCCAAUAGUUGUUUGUCUAUCAGCUGCCAGAAGGAACUUAUUUGUAACAGUGUCAACAUUGUUAAUUUUGGUAACUGUAAUUGUCAUAAUAAGCGUUGCCUGCAUGGGUCCGAGAUAUGUUUUACUUGAGCCCCCACUAAAAGACGAUAAAUACAUUUCUACGCAGACUGGAUGUGGUUUUGUUGAGGGUAUUUUAGAAGACGGUGGAUAUGCAUUCCGCGGCAUUCCAUACGCAGUGCCACCAAUUAGUAAUCGUCGUUGGCAACCGGCUGAACCCCUUCGAAGAAUAGAAAAUUGUUGGACUGGCACUUACAGUGCUCACAAUAAUUCAAUUCAUUGCUGGCAAUUUGAUUCCUCUGGUAGAAUUAGCGGCACUGAGGAUUGUCUUAAACUCGAUGUAUUUACACCAAAAGUUGACACCAGAAAUCCACUGCCUGUGGUUGUUAUGAUUGGCGCUGAAACAUUGAAUGGAGGUUCACCGGGAGUUAUGCAGCCAUCAUCGAAAUUAGCAAGAGUACGAGAAAUUGUCUUUGUCAGACCGAAUUUUAGAAUGGGUGUAUUUGGAUUCCUUGCCGCUGAACCAUUGUCGAGAACAACUCAUCCUCCAACUUCGGGAAAUUAUGGACUUUCUGAUAUUAUUGUCGCUUUAAAAUGGGUUCAAAAUAAUAUUCAUUAUUUCGGUGGUGAUAUUCAUAAUGUCACUAUUUGGGGACACAGAGCGGGCGGUACAUUGGUCACAACAUUAAUUGGAGCGCGAAAGGCAAACGGUCUGUUUGCUCGUGCAUGGAUAUCGAGUAGCAGUGCCAUUUUUCCCGGCAAGGAACUCACAAAAUCGGAGAAUUUGAAUGAGGUUUUUUUGAAUGCGACAAGAUGCAGCGAUGCAGCGUGCUUGAGGAGUAAGGAUCCCGAGGAGUUGAUGAACGCAAUUCCCUCGAGUUGGUUGGCGGGCAAUGGAGAACUUCCUGAGCCAAAAGAGGCUAUUAAUAGUAAUGCAAAACACGAGUGGCUCGUUAAGGAUGGAUCGAUUAUUCAAGAACACGUCGGUGAAAUUUGGACGAAACAGGAUCUCAAUGUUAAAAUUGUUAUCGGCACUACGGCACAAUCGGGAACUCCCGCUAAAUAUUUGGCACCAAAUGCAACAUUGGAAGCGGAACAAGUUAAUAAAAUUGUUCGAGAAUCUUUACUUGGCACCAUGGGAUUGGCUGAUGAAGCUCUAAGACGUUACAAUUCAACAUUAAAGGGCUUGGCAACAAUGAUAUCGGACAUUCGAGUCGUUUGUCCACUAUUGACGAUUGCAAAUAUGAAAACCGACAUUCCCUUCUACGUGCGUACAAGACCAAGAGGAACUCUCGCCGAUCCUGACAGCGAUGCUGCAGCAAUUUUAGGUUCCUAUACACCGCGAACAGUCGAAGAGAAAAGACACGUUGACGCUAUGCAAAAAUUAUUCAAUCGCUUCGUUUGGUUUGGCGAAGUUAUUCAAGCGGAUCCACAAGGCGGUAAACGAAUACUCAUUGUCGAUCAAGACAUUCACACUGAGAAAGAUUAUCCAAAUUGUGAUUUUUGGAUAAAUAAAAAUAUUGCACCUAAAUAUGGUCGAGUUGAGUAAAAAAAAAAAAAAGAAGUAUUAAAAAGAAAUACAUUUUUCACAAUAUUAUUUUAGAACUGAAUUUAUGAGCAGUAAGACUCUUUGAGGUUAAUAGCAAGCUAAAAUCCUCGCUUUCAAUUUUUGAAAUCAUUUUUUUUUUUUUUUAAUAUUAAUUGUAAAAUUAAGUGCGUAAUUUAUUUCUAUUUAUGUAUUGAAACAGACUCAUAGGAAUAUAUUUAUUGCAUGUUAUUUAUAACUUUUUAUAAAUAAUAUUAAUAGUAGGUAUACUCAGAAUUUUAAGUAAGUGCCAUUUUUUUAUUUAUUUUUUUUAUACAAGAAAUUUUUACUUUCUUUAUUCAAUAGUUUUUCUUUUUGUAUUUUUCUUGAAAUACAAAAAAACAGCUGCCACAUUUAUUUCUUUGAAUCAAAAAAGAACGUUUCAUUUUCCAUAAACUGCAAUACUAUAUAGUUGUAUUAUUUUUUUAUUUUUAAUUUCGAUGAAUGAAAAGAUAAAUUUUAAUAAUUGGCACUUGCAAUUAUUUACUGAUAUGUGUCCACGAUAGAUUAUAAAAAAGAACAAAUGUAUUGCAAUAAUUUUAACGGCACUGAUAUCACUGAUAUAAUAAUGAAGCUUAUUUGUAACUUCUUUUUGUUUAUUUUAUGUGACUAGCUAAAAAAAACUGACUGAUCAUUUUUUUUUUUUGCAUUUUUAUAAUUAAAUGCACUCAUUUUUUGUCAUAAAGUGUGAAUCUCAGUGAGGAUAUUUAAUUUUUAAUUUUUAUUCUUCAUUUUAAAUAAGAGGCAAAUGUUCCUAGAAUUUUUGGAAUGCAACACAAUGAGAAAAAAAAUAUAUCUGUCCUGUAAAACUUACAUUGUUUGAAAAAUUUUCAAAAAUUUAUUUACUCUUGUGGAAUAAGUACCGUCUUCUUGUAGAUCAAUUUUGUAUUAUUUACAAUUAAGCAACUCUGUCACAAAAGAAAAAUGUCGAAUAUGUAUUAGUUUUUCGUUCAGUAUUAAUUCAAAUUGUAACACGUAAAUUUUUAUCUUUCUCAAACUGAAUUUCUUUUUAAAUACAAUUUUGCUUCUGUUCGGAAGCAUUUUUUGUAUUUUUUUUUUAUUAUUUCCUUCUUGCAUUGGUUUCUAAAUAUUGAACUUCAAUUUUUUAUUUUUUUUUAUUUUGAAAAAAUCGUUAAAAUUGAAAAUUUAUUUUCACAUUUGUAACUAAAAGGUAAUUUAGAUUGAGAUAGACGGACAUUUUCGUUUCGACAAUAAAGUUUCUCAGAAAAAAAAAACAAAAUUAAAAAUAUUUAUUCGACAUUUUGAUAAUAUGAAACUUUGAAUAUUGUAAAAUUACGAAUCUACAAAUAUUGCCAAUAAGAGGUUAAGUAAUUUGUAGUUUUUAGAAAAUCUAUUAACAUUCCACGAAUUGGAAAAAUAUGGCAUAGACGCAGAUUUUUAUAUUGACUGCCCGUUUUUAAGUGAAUUUUUUAUAUGAAAAAAAACGAAAUAUAUUUAAGUAUGCGGUAUUUUUGUACUUUUGAUAGAAAGCCUGUAAUAAUCUUUAAUGACUAUAAAAAAACAUUUUUUAAAAGAAAAAAAUUUUUCCAUUUUUAUACAGUUAAGAUUUUAGAUUGUAAUUUUUUUUAUAUAUAUAUUAAUAUAUAAUAUAAUUUAUUUCCAUUUUACUUAACCUCUUAAACUUAUUUUAACAAAUAUGUGAUAAAUUAGUAUUUCUAGAAAGUGCGGCAUAUUUACUUUUAUAUAAACUAAAAAUUAGAAGCAAUAAUAGAAAUUGUUAUUUGAAGUGAAAAAUUGUAUUACAUAACAAAUGAAAUGGAUAAUAAUCUCUGAUUUAAAAAAUUUUUUUUUUGUCUUUUAAGUAGAAUUUUUGUUCUAUUAUAGAGUAUUCUCGUGUAUUCUCGAAAUGGUAUUUUGUAUUAUGCUCAUUUUUAAUAGCGUGUACUUAGUUAACAGUUUGCGGUCCAAUGUUACCGACAAAAAAUUAUGAAACAAAUAAAUCUUUAUGAUUGCAAAUA